UCAUGCUGCUACACUUCAUGCUACACUUCAUGCUACACUUCAUGCUACACUUCAUGCUACACUUCAUGCUACACUUCAUGCUACACUUCAUGCUACACUUCAUGCUACACUUCAUGCUACACUUCAUGCUACACUUCAUGCUACACUUCAUGCUACACUUCAUGCUACACUUCAUGCUACACUUCAUCAUGGCUUUGCUCAUCUUGCUGAGUGUUUGUGUGCUGAGGACCCACGCCGGAAGCAACCUGCCCCGCCAGAAGAGAGAAUGGGCAACUCCUCCCAGGCCACUGACUGAAAAUCACGACUACACCGGCGAGGAGGCCAUCGCCAAGAUUCGAUCCGAUGCUGAAUAUCAUGGAAGAAUUACCUACAGUCUGGAGGGUGUCGGCACCAACAUGUACCCUUUUGAUGUCUUCGUGGUCAACCGCACCACUGGAGCCAUACGAGUCACCAAAGUGCUGGACAGGGAGGACAUAGACAUGUACAACCUGUUGGGCAUCGCAAAGUAUGAUAACAACAGCCUUGCACAUGGAAAGAUCAAAAUCCAAAUCAAGGUGGUGGAUGAAAACGACAACGCUCCGGUGUUUGGCGCCAUGAAGCCGGUGGGCGUGUAUGAACUGAGCGUGCCAGGGACGCCCGUCACGACUGUCACCGCAACAGAUGCUGACGAGCCGGGAAACAAGAACACUCAGCUGGUCUACUCCAUCGUGAAGCAGGAACCCCCUCAUGGCAUGUUCGCCAUGAACCGCCAGGGAAACAUUGUGGUCAAGGAGCCUUCUCUGGACAGAGAGAGAGAAGAUCAGUACUUCUUGACGGUGAAAGCUCAGGAUCUCAAUGGCAGUCCUGAGGGACUCACUGGGACCAGUACUUUGACCAUAAAUGUACUGGAUGUCAAUGACAACCCUCCAACUACAGAAAAAGAAAAGUAUGAGGGCAACGUUGAGGAGAACACGCACGGCGUGGAGGUGAUGAGAAUCAAAGCACAAGACUUGGACCUGAAGGGCACAGAAAAUUGGGAAGCCGUCUUUGAUAUCGACAAAGGCAACGAGGCCAACUACUUCAGCAUCAAGACGGAUCCAAAUACCAACGAGGGCAUCCUCAUGCUUGAUCAGCCUGUGGAUUAUGAAAAAGUGAAGACCCUGGACCUUGGACUUACAGUGAGGAACAAGGCUACAGUCCAUGGCAAAGUUACGGAAAGCACAUCAUACAAAAGGUAUCCCGUCAAAAUCAACGUAAAGAAUCAGCGUGAAGGACCACGUUUUGAUCCCCAAGUCAAAGGCAUCUCCAUGUCUGAGGAAGACUCCAACAACAUUAAAAAGGUCAUUGCCAGCUACCCAGCGAUAGACCAGGACACUGGAAAACCCGCUGAGAAAGUCACGUACAUUAAAAGUUCUGACCCUGACAACUGGCUCACCAUCGACCCAGACACUGCUGAUAUUAAAUUGAACAAGAUGCCCGACAGAGAGUCUCCUUUCCUAGUGAAUGGCACAUACUUUGUCGAAGUACUCUGCAUUUCGAAAGACAUGCCCUUAAGCACCGCAACUGGCACUGUGGGCAUCCAGGUGGAAGAUUUCAACGACCACUUUCCCACCCUGACCAAUACCAUCGAGACUCUGUGCAUUCCAAAAAAUAACUUUUUUGUCACCGCUGUCGACGAGGACGACUUCCCAAACGGAGCUCCUUUUACCUUUGAAAUCAUCCCAGAGGGCACGAAAGGAAAAUGGCAGGUGGAACAUCUAAAUGAUACUUCGGCCUUCUUGAGGACGCAGGAGCCCCUGUGGCCUGGUUUACAUGAGGUGGUAUUGCUGGUGAAGGACAUGCAGGGGGAGGCGAGUCCGCACCCGCAGAAGGUAACGGUCCAGGUGUGUACCUGCGAGGACGGAGUGAUUUGUGGGAGACGAGGAGCCCACGGUCAGCCUGCAAAAAGAGCGGAGCUUGGACCCGCAGCCAUCGGACUGCUUCUCCUGGGCCCGCUGCUUUUUCUACUCAUUCCACUGCUACUGCUCAAAUGCCAAUGCGGGGAUGGUGUUGGAAGACCACGGUUCAUACAAGACCAAUCGACUGUUUGCAAUUCCCACCUGAUCAGCUACUGCACCGAGGGCAAGGGGGACAACACGAAAGUUCCGCUGACCUACGUGCCGGCAAAGUUGUUCUCGGGACGUUGGUCCGAAGACGUCGUCGAUCCCAUGAAUCGGGCCGUUUUUGAGGGAAGGAAUGACAAACAGUUGUGGGCCAUGACUCAGGAAAAUAAGAUCAACUUCGGCUCCAGGUUUGAGGGCGGAGAAGUCGGAGCAGAAAGAGCCGCAGAAACCUUCGACUGCAUCGCUCUGCCAGAUCACAUCCUCGCCCAAUACUACACGCAGAAGUGGCAGCACGGAGGAGAGAAGCUGGCAGCGGCGGAUGCUCUCUUGGAACACGACUAUGAGGGUCAAGGCUCCUCCAGCGGCUCACUGGGCUGCUGCAGCCUCCUGGAGUCCAGCAACGAUUUGCAGUUCCUGGAUGACCUCGACCUGAAGUUCAAGACCCUGGCAGAGGUGUGCGCUGGCAAGAAAGUCCAACAGGUCGCUCCCCUGCCCAGCACCUCCCCGACAAAAGUUGUGAGCGAACGCCUGCCUGAGCCCCUCAAGCUGCCACCAGUAGACCACACGGUGCUGCGGGACAAGGAUCAAUCUAAUGUGCGGAAGAGCCAGGCGAUGUCCACAGAGGUGGAACGGGUGGGGAAUCAAGGCCAGGGGGUCCUGCUCCAGCAGCAGCAGCAGCAGCCUGUUUACUAUACUGCCACUUCCCCUGUGCUGCAACCCAUGCAGUAUGUAGUCCAGCCACAAGUCCACAACACCCUGCUGCUGGCUGAGACCCCAGCUGCCAACCUCCAGGGCAUGAUGCUAGCCACACCUGCACAAGGAGUGCUUGUGCAAGGGCGGACGAUGGUGUCUGGCGGGCUGACACAGAACCCUGGCAUGGUGCUGGUGGAGAACGCCGAGGUCCAGAACGCUGCACAAGGAGUGUUUGUGCAAGGGCGGACGAUGGUGUCUGGCGGGCUGACACAGAACCCUGGCAUGGUGCUGGUGGAGAACGCCGAGGUCCAGAACGCCGCACAAGGCAUGAUCGUGCAGGGGAAGACGAUGGUGUCUGGCGGGCUGACACAGAACCCUGGCAUGGUGCUGGUGGAGAACGCCAAGGUCCAGAACGCUGCACAAGGAGUGUUUGUGCAAGGGCGGACGAUGGUGUCUGGCGGGCUGACACAGAACCCUGGCAUGGUGCUGGUGGAGAACGCCAAGGUCCAGAACGCUGCACAAGGAGUGUUUGUGCAAGGGCGGACAAUGGUGUCCGGCGGGCUGACACAGAACCCUGGCAUGGUGCUGGUGGAGAACGCCAAGGUCCAGACCAUCGGAGGAAGAUCUGGCGUGCAGUCCAUGAUGGUCGUAGAAGGCAAUGUCCCUGCAGGGUCAAUCAAGGUGCCAAAGGGGAUCCAAACUUCCCUGCAGCCAGGAAGGAUUUCAGGAGCUGAGAGAAUCCUGGUGGCCAAAGGGUCAUCCAGGGGAAGUGGGCAGACCCCCCAAGAAGCAGGAGGUGUGUCCCUGAACAGGAAAACCUACGCAUUACCCAACAGCAAGGCCGGUGAGAUGGUUUCAUCCAACAAAACCUCAACAUACCGAAAGGUGGCGGUGCAGGAAAAGCUCAAAUAAUGGAUUUUACGAGACUUGAUCGGGUCCAUUUAAUGGAGGGAGGUUUUACGAGUUUAAAUACCAGCAGGCUCCGCCCCUCCGACAGCGGACAAUAGGAUACCGUGGCUACGGUUUCUCACUGGAUACGAAAACAAAUCAAAUAUUGGAACUAUCAAGACGCCCCAACUUGUGUUGAAGAACGUGGCCUGGUCUUAAAGGAAGUGUGCCUCGAGUGUAGGUUUUAGCAAAGUAGGUUUUAGGUGUUUGUUUCCACUCAAAGUCCAGACUGACUGAGUGAAGUUUUGGAGGCAGAUGAGAUGAAGUGAAUGCAAGAAGGCAGCACAAGAAGGUGAGGCUUUGGGUGUGUCUCUGCACUCUGUGUCUGAGCCUGUCUAGUCCAGCCUCGGCAGCCCAAUCCAGUCCGACCGGUUUUUUCACCUGGUUGCUGGGGGAAAGGUUGACACGCCUUCAUGACAACACAGCAGCAGUCGCUUGUUUUGCUACAACCGCUCCACUCUUCGCCUACAGCCAACAGUUGACUCAAAAGUGCUUACACUUGACUUAAAGUGCUAACAGUUAACUGCAAGUGCUAACAGUUGAUGUAAAGUCCUAACAGCUGACUUAAAAGUGCUAACACUUGCCUUAAAAGUGCAAACAAAUGACGUAAAGUUGACUUAAAAAUACCAACAGUUGACUUGAAGUGCUAACUGAUUACUUAAAAGUGCAAACAGUUGACCUUAAGUGCCAACAGUUGACCAAAAGUGCUAAAAGCUGACUUUAAAAGUGCUAAUGGUCGACUGAAAGUGCAAACAGUUGACUUGAAAGGGCUAUCCGUCGACUCAAAGUACUAAAAGUUGACUUAAAGUGCUAGCAGUUGACUUAAAAGUGCUAUAAGUUUAAUUCAAAGUACUAACAGUUGCCUUCCGAGUUGUUUUUAUUUGAAAACAAUGAAGUGAAUCAGGGUUAGGGUUCGGGUCCAACCGUCACCAUCUUAAAAUCUUUAUGCCUCUUUUUAAACAUCAUUUAAACAUCAUUUAAACAUAAUUUAAACAUCAUUUCUGCUAUCCAAAGGUCGGGAGAAGCAAACGUAUCAAAGUGAGUUGAUUGGUGGAGGCUGCAGAGGGAGAGGAAAGAAAUGGGAUUAUCAAUCAUGCAUUACGCUGGCACUUUAUGGUGGCACCUUAUGGUGACAACUUAUGGUGGCACCUUAUGGUGACAACUUAUGCUGGCACUUUAUGGCAACACCUUAUGGUGACAACUUAUGGUGGCACUUUAUGGCAACACCUUAUGGUGACAACUUAUGGUGGCACUUUAUGGCAACACCUUAUGGUGACAACUUAUGGUGGCACCUUAUGGUGACAACUUAUGCUGGCACUUUAUGGUGGCACCUUAUGGUGACAACUUAUGGUGGCACUUUAUGGCAACACCUUAUGGUGACAACUUAUGGUGGCACUUUAUGGCAACACCUUAUGGUGACAACUUAUGGUGGCACUUUAUGGCAACACCUUAUGGUGACAACUUAUGGUGGCACUUUAUGGCAACACCUUAUGGUGACAACUUAUGGUGGCACUUUAUGGCAACACCUUAUGGUGACAACUUAUGGUGGCACUUUAUGGCAACACCUUAUGGUGACAACUUAUGGUGGCACUUUAUGGCAACACCUUAUGGUGACAACUUAUGGUGGCACUUUAUGGCAACACCUUAUGGUGACAACUUAUGGUGGCACUUUAUGGCAACACCUUAUGGUGACAACUUAUGGUGGCACUUUAUGGCAACACCUUAUGGUGACAACUUAUGGUGGCACUUUAUGGCAACACCUUAUGGUGACAACUUAUGGUGGCACUUUAUGGCAACACCUUAUGGUGACAACUUAUGGUGGCACCUUAUGGCAACACCUUAUGGUGACAACUUAUGGUGGCACCUUAUGGCAACACCUUAUGGCGGCACUUUAUGGCAACACCUUAUGAUGGCACUUUAUGGCGGCACCUUAUGAUGGCACUUUAUGGCGGCACCUUAUGGUGGCACUUUAUGGCGGCACCUUAUGGCAACACCUUAUGGUGACAACUUAUGGUGGCACUUUAUGGCAACACCUUAUGGUGACAACUUAUGGUGGCACUAUGGCAACACCUUAUGGUGGCACUUUAUGGUGGCACCUUAUGGCAACACCUUAUGGUGGCACUUUAUGGCAACACCUUAUGGCAACACCUUAUGGUGGCACCUUAUGGCAACACCUUACGGUGGCACCUUAUGGUGGCACCUUAUGGCAACACCUUAUGGCAACACCUUAUGGCAACACCUUAUGGCAACACCUUAUUGCAACACCUUAUGGCAACACCUUAUUGCAACACCUUAUGGCAACACCUUAUGGCAACACCUUAUGACAACACCUUGUGGCAACACCUUAUGGCAACACCUUAUGGCGGAACCUUAUGGCGGCACCUAAUGGCGGCACCUUAUGGCAACACCUUAUGGCAACACCUUAUGGCAUCACCUUAUGGCAACACCUUAUGGCAACACCUUAUGGCAACACCUUAUGGCAUCACCUUAUGGCAACACCUUAUGGCAACACCUUAUGGCAACACCUUAUGGCAUCACCUUAUGGCAACACCUUAUGGCAACACCUUAUGGCAACACCUUAUGACAAGACCUUAUGGCAACACCUUAUGGCAACACCUUAUGGCAACACCUUAUGGCAACACCUUAUGGCAACACCUUACGGCAACACCUUACGGCAACACCUUAUGGCAACACCUUAUGACAAGACCUUAUGGCAACACCUUAUGACAAGACCUUAUGGCAACACCUUAUGGCAACACCUUAUGGCAACACCUUAUGGCAGAACCUUAUGACAAGACCUUAUGGCAACACCUUAUGGCAAGACCUUAUGGCGGAACUUUAUGACAAGACCUUAUGGCAACACCUUAUGGCGGCCCCUAAUGGUGGCACCUUAUGGCAAGACCUUAUGGCGGAACUUUAUGACAACACCUUAUGGCAACACCUUAUGGCAACACCUUAUGGCAACACCUUAUGGCAGAACCUUAUGACAACACCUUAUGGCAACACCUUAUGGCAAGACCUUAUGGCGGAACCUUAUGGCAACACCUUAUGGCAGAACCUUAUGGCAGAACCUUAUGACAAGACCUUAUGACAAGACCUUAUGGCAACACCUUAUGGCAACACCUUAUGGCAGAACCUUAUGACAAGACCUUAUGACAAGACCUUAUGGCAACACCUUAUGGCAACACCUUAUGGCAGAACCUUAUGACAAGACCUUAUGGCAACACCUUAUGGCAACACCUUAUGGCAACACCUUAUGACAAGACCUUAUGACAAGACCUUAUGGCAACACCUUAUGGCAACACCUUAUGGCAGAACCUUAUGACAAGACCUUAUGGCAACACCUUAUGGCAACACCUUAUGGCAACACCUUAUGGCGGAACUUUAUGACAAGACCUUAGGGCAACACCUUAUGGCGGCCCCUAAUGGUGGCACCUUAUGGCAACACCUUAUGGCGGAACUUUAUGACAAGACCUUAUGGCAACACCUUAUGGCGGCCCCUAAUGGUGGCACCUUAUGGCAAGACCUUAUGGCGGAACUUUAUGACAAGACCUUAUGGCAACACCUUAUGGCGGCCCCUAAUGGUGGCACCUUAUGGCAAGACCUUAUGGCGGAACUUUAUGACAAGACCUUAUGGCAACACCUUAUGGCGGCCCCUAAUGGUGGCACCUUAUGGUGUUUUCUGAGGCGCUCCUUGGUGGGUGAUUUUAGUGGCUAAUGAUUUUCUCCCUGUGACCGAAAAUAGCAAAAGAAUGUACGACUGGUGUCGACACCGUAUCGGUUGAGCACCUGUAUCGGCGGAGGCAUCAAUAUGGGUUUGGAAUGGUGAGUAAAUAGGACGUCCUCUACAGCCGUGCAGAAGUUGGCAGUCAGAGAUCCAAACAUAAGCAUGUGACUUAUGUGGGAGGUCAUAUUUCACCUGCCGUUGGUCUCUCACUAAAGCGCACAUGGACACACCUGUUGGUGCAUCAACGCCACACCUUGUCUCACCUCUCAGGCUCAACUGCAUAAUAACAAAGUCCGGCGUUCUUUAUGAUUGUUUAAAAUGUGACUUGACAGCUGGUGAAAAUUAUUAUUAUUAUUAUUGUAAAUAUCUUACAUAAAAAUACAUAAAUAUCUUACAUGAAAUAUAUAUAAAUAUGACGGUUUCAAAUGUGACUGGACAGGUGGUGAAUAUUAUUAUUAUUAUUGUAAAUAAAUAUAUAUAAAUAUGAUUGUUUCAAAUGUGACUGGACAGGUGGUGAAUAUUCUUAUUAUUACUGUAAAUAAAAGUAUGUAAACAUGCUCGUUUGAAAUGAGACUGGACAGGUGUUGAAUAUCAUUAUUAUUAUUAUUGUUAUUGUUAUUGUAAAUAAAAGUAUGUAAACAUGCUUGUUUGAAAUGAGACUGGACAGGUGUUGAAUAUCGUUAUUAUUAUUAUUGUUAUUGUAAAUAAAAGUAUGUAAACAUGCUUGUUUGAAAUGA
Molecule: messenger RNA, 8186 nt
Organism: Nerophis ophidion (straightnose pipefish)
Lineage: Eukaryota; Metazoa; Chordata; Actinopteri; Syngnathiformes; Syngnathidae
Product: desmoglein-2.1-like
Exons: 14
Coding region: 3-3686 (1227 amino acids)
Biological process (GO): homophilic cell-cell adhesion
Cellular component (GO): desmosome; plasma membrane
Molecular function (GO): calcium ion binding
Source: RefSeq, a predicted model, not a curated record